AUGAGUGCCAACAAAAUAUUCCUGCGUUACUAUCCGCCAGGUCUGGCCAUAAACUACAGAACGCUGAAGGGCAGCGAGCGUCUGCGCCACUUCGAUCUGCUCGACCUAGAUACCAAAACAGAUAUUGAGCCUCUGGCGGAUAAGAUUCUAAUGCAAACUUUAGCUGAAGCCGCGGAGGAGGACAAGUCCCCCACGGCUGAGGAGAAAUCGUUGGCAACUCGUCCUUUUAGCGGCAGUGUCAGCAAUUCCCAGAACACCUUCAGUGCCUUGAAGCAAGCUUUGGGAAAACUGCAGAGAAAACUUCGCGAACCAGUCAAAAAGAAGUUUUAUUUGCACAAAUGCCACACUUCCCACAUCCUGCCGCUGACAAACGUGUGUUUCGACCGAAGCGGCGAUCGUUGCAUCACCGGGAGCUACGAUCGCACCUGCCACGUGAUCAACACCCAAACAGCUGAGGUGGAGCACAUCCUCACUGGGCACGACAAUGUGGUAUUUUCGGUGGAUUUCAAUCAUCCCAAUUGUGACAAAAUAGUAACUGGAUCGUUCGAUGGCACUGCCAAGGUUUGGUCCACCAGCAGUGGACAGUGUCAGUGCACCUUUUACGGGCACACCGCUGAGCUGGUGGCCGCUGAGUUUCAUCCGCUGAAUGCCAGUAGUAUAGCCACGGCUUCCAUGGACGGCACUGCCAGGAUAUAUGAUGUGGAAACGGCGCACGAGCUUCACCAAUUGACCCAUCAUGGAGCCGAAGUGAUCGCCGCACGGUAUAAUCGCGAUGGGAACUUGCUCUUGACAGGAUCUUUCGAUCAUACGGCAGCUAUUUGGGAUGUGAGGAGUAAAAACCUCUGCCAUCAGCUACGUGGUCACAGCUCCGAGCUAUCCAACUGCAUUUGGAACUUUAGUGGAUCCUUGAUAGCCACCGGUUCCCUGGAUCACACUGCUCGGAUUUGGGAUACCAGAAAGCUGGACCGCGAACUCCAUCUGGCGGCCAAGCACAGCGACGAAGUGCUGGAUAUUAGCUUCGAUGCCGCUGGAAGACUCUUGGCCACCUGCAGCAGUGAUUGCACGGCGAGGGUGUGGCAACUAGAGGGAUCGUCAGAGCAGUUGGAAAUGCUCUCAUUAAUGGCUGGCCACACCGAUGAGGUGUCCAAGGUGUGCUUCAGUCCCAGUGGCUGCAUGCUGCUGACAGCCUCGGCGGAUAACACGGCCCGGCUAUGGCUGGCGGAUUCAGGAAUGUGCUCCCAAGUGCUUUCCGGUCACGAAGCAGAAGUCUUUAGUUGCGCCUACAGCUACUCUGGCGACGCGAUCCUUACCGCUUCCAAGGAUAACACCUGCCGGUUCUGGAGGUGAUACGACUGGUACACAGUGCAGCUGAACGAAGAUUAGUUGGCCUGUUUACCAAAAAAUGGAGUGAAAGCACGGGUUUGG
Molecule: messenger RNA, 1425 nt
Organism: Drosophila bipectinata
Lineage: Eukaryota; Metazoa; Arthropoda; Insecta; Diptera; Drosophilidae
Product: dynein assembly factor with WD repeat domains 1
Molecular function (GO): protein binding
Source: RefSeq, a predicted model, not a curated record